Messenger RNA from Helianthus annuus (common sunflower), 1227 nucleotides. RefSeq names its product protein PFC0760c-like. The record is from RefSeq and is a predicted model, not a curated record. The coding region runs from base 1 to 1227 and encodes 408 amino acids. The transcript has a single exon. NCBI's taxonomy places the organism in Eukaryota, Viridiplantae, Streptophyta, Magnoliopsida, Asterales, Asteraceae.
AUGGGUCUUGAUGAGAUUGGAGACUUUGAUUUUGCAAGUAAUGUUCAAGUGAAAAAUGUAGAAAGUAAAGUUGAUGGUGUUGCAGCUGAAAGCAAAAGAGUGGCUGAUCGUGAAAAGAUUCUUGAAAUGCGUGUAAAGAAGUUAGAAUCUGAAAACAAGUCUUUAUUGAAGAAGAUAGAUACAGAUCAGUUUGAAAUUGAUGUCUUGAAGGUGAGAGUGGUAGAGUUAGAGGAAGAAAAGACUCGCCGAGAUGAACAGAACAAGUACUUUGAACUGAAGAACAAAGAACUUGAAGCUGCGAAGGCGUUGAAAGAGCAUGAAUUUUAUAUGAUGAACAAAGUGAUAGAGAGUAUGCUCGGAAAGUCGAUAGAACAAAGAUUUGAAGAAAUUCAAGUUGAAGAGGUCAGGGCUAAACGCCAAGCUGAAAUUGAAGCUCAGUUGAGAGAUAAGGGCAAGGGUGCUGAAGGCAGUGUUGCAGUGCCUGAAAGAUCGAUUGUUCCAUCACUAGUUGUUGAAAAUCCUGUUCCUAUAUCUUCUGUGUCAGCUAUCUUUGAAGAAGAUGUAUCACUUGAAGAUAUUGCUGGAAAUGAUGAUCAAGAAGAUGAUGAGGAGGAUGAUAAUGAUGAAGAGGGUGAUGACGGAGAGGAUGAUGAUGGUGAAAAAGUAUUUUCUGCGAGUAGACAUGGUUUUGAUGAUGACAAUGAUGACGAUGAUAAUCAGGGAGGUACAUGUGUUACUGUGAAUGAAGCUUCAAAUGAAAAGACUGUUGAUGACUACAUGAAUGAUGAUGCUAAUGAAGUUUCAGAGGGAGCUGAUGGAGAGGGGGAGCAUGUAGAUGAUCAGAAUGUUGAUCAAGUUGAAAAGUUAAUUCUUCGAAUCAAGCCUCAUGUUAAAGAGGGUGAAAUCAGGCAUACUUACACGUUGGAUGAAGUCCUGAAGAUGUUUAAUGUAAAUGAAGAUGAAUUUUCGUUUGAUUUUGAAGAAGAGCUGAACGCAUUCGAUAUCAAUCAUCAACCAGAGUAUGAAUACAAGUAUGUUGAGGAUGCAGAUGUUUAUGAUCGGGUUGAGGUUGAAGAUUGUUCUGAUGAAGAGAGUUUGAAUGAAGAUACUUCUGAAUUUCCAACACUGAUGGAAUUCUUUAGUGAAGAAAAUAGAGAUGAGCUGAGGAGGAAAGUCGCUGAGAUACUGAAAGAUAAGAAUUUCGAUGGUACUCCGAAAGGUCUUUAG